GUGACCAGUAGUUUUCAUGAUACUUCCGGAAACUUAAAAUGGAGUAUGUGGGACGGAAACUUAAGAUUUCAAUCCGCUAUUAUUUACAGUUUUACAUUUUAUUGUCUUAUUUAUAACUGUUAGUAGCUAGCAUAAAAUACACUUACUUGCUUGUAAUCACUCAAGGAAAAUGGGGAAUCUGUUUGGGAAGAAAGCUAAAACGUCGAGGGUGACGGAGCAAGAUAAAGCUAUUCUUGUAAGUUUUUAAUAAAAUAAAUAUUUAAAUAAAAUUAUUUAUUUAUAGUUAAGUGACUAAGCCCUAGCCUCUACUAAGCCUAUCUAUUCAUUAUUGCAUUAACUAUACUAGUGUAGGGUGACCAAAUCAUGAACUGGAAAAAACAGGACACACCCAAGGAGGGUUUGGAGGGAUACCCUCCAGCUAAGAAGGGGGCCUCUGCUGGAAACUGUUGAUGAUAUAUAUACCCAUUUUAACCAGAUUAAUUAGACAGGAACAAUGUGUGUCAAUAUGAAAAUAUAUGUUAAGCUUUAAUAAUAAUUUGACAUAAUAUACAAGUAAAUGUUUCGGCACAUGCCUGCAUCAGUUUAACUGUUUUGAGACCUAGAAAUCUUUUUAAAUUUACCUUCUCUUUUGUAAUUUAAUUUAAACUCAUAUGACUCAUAUUCAUAUCAUAAACGAAAACAAUAAUUUUGCAGUGAAUACUUAUUUAUUUAUACAUAUAAGAUCUAUGGCAGAGACACGAAGCGUCAGCAGAGUGGUGGAGGGGGAACAGUGCAACCAUCAAGCGAGCCCACAUCAUUACUGGCUACCCAGCUAGCUAAAAUAUUACUUGAAAUUAUAUUAUAAAUUAGGAAGUUUUAGUGAUUUGAAAAUGUGGUUGGUUUUUAGAAACAGGACAUUUAGGCGUCCCGAGAGACUUUUUCGGGACACCAGGUACGAUCUUGAAAAAACAAGACAAUCCUGUUUUUAUGGGAUGUUUGGUCACCCUAUACUAUACUAGUGUAAUAUAGUCGAUUCUGACUCUUCUAUCAGUGAUCAAUCAUAAUUAAUGUCAAUAAUCACUAUAAUUAUCAAUACUAUUACUAUUAGACUAUCAUCUCUAUCACAUCAAUAGUGAAAAAUUGUAUGAGUAGGCUGGUAAUCCCUUGCCCUUAUUCUUAUUUUAGUGUGAUUAAUUAUUUCUAUAUGAAAUAAUAAAUUAAAAACUUCCUAUUUACCAUAAACAUACGGUUAAAGUAAAGUAAAAAUAAUAGAUAGUUAAACUAAGUAAGAUUCAGAGGCAUGAACUUACUGUGGGGUCAUAACGAUAAACUUCGUGUAUUAACUGAUGGUGUAACAUCAGCCCUUCUCACCCCCUACACAUACUCGAAAAAUGAAUUGCACUAGGAACAAGGUAAGUUUUAAAAAAAAGGUUUUAAUGAUAUAUUUCCAGUAUUUCUUCUCUUUUUAAUGGAUUUCCAACUUUGUAUAUAAAUUAAAAACAUUUUGCCGAUGGUUGUAAUUUUAAAUACUGACACUGAUACUCAGCAUUGCGCCCCUUCCCCUUAGUCAGGCCCGUUCUUAGGCAUAUGCUGACUACACAUCCGCGUAGGGCCCUGAACGUGAAGGGGCCCCCGUGAGGCGCCCUCAAUCCCCCGUUUUUUUAACUGGCACUGCAGCCGUCUGUGUCACUCAUGUUACCUUCCUCAUCCUGAAAUUUAUCAUUCCGAGUUGAAUUUGGAGGAAAUAAGUGCCACCAGAGCCAUUCUUAGGCAUAUAGGCAAACUAGGCAACCGCCUAGGGCCCCACUACCACCUGCAUGUUCAUAUAUUUCAGAAGUACACAUUUUCUCUAUUGGCGGAAUUAUCAAUAUGGUUAGUGGUUACACGCGAGCAAAGAGGAAACAUUGAUGAAGGCAGAAUGGAGGUGCUGCAGUGGUGGGUGGUGUUUUCUCCUCAGCUCGAGGAAACUCCACCCCCGGGACCCCCCCCUUCUGGGGCCCCCAACCUACACUCCAUGCUUAGGGCCCCCAAACUCCUAAGAACGGCUCUGCCUUAGUGUGUUGUUCUGGAUAUGCGGAUGGUCCCUUGAAACCUUGGGGAGGGGUGUGCAGGAACAUCAUUUCAGCACAAAACUAAAACUUGGUUGGCUUGUUGAGUUGUUUAGUACAGGAGGCUCCACAGCACUUAGCAAUUUAAAUACAAACCUAAUGUCAAUAUGACGUCUGGGGUGGGGGAGGGGUGGUUUUAGAAAUUGAUAUCCGACUAAUGCGGCGAAUGCUUCCCAGAUAACUUAAUGCAGGACAAGUGAACCCACUGACAAAUGAACACACUGAAGAAAAAUGACCAGACACUCAAGUAACCACAGGUACAAGUGAUUACAAAGCCAAUUGAACCAAGGAACAAAUUUGCCCAUAGCCCUAGUCCAAACUCAACAUCUACCUGUUUUGGGGGCACACACACAGUCAGCAACGAGCAUCUGAGACGAACACAGUGUUGCUACCUGUGCCUUCCUAAAAAGAACAUGGCAGAGGAGACCAUGUUGCUCCUGCUAUGCUGGCUCUUAUCCAUUAUGUCAACAUAUGAGAGAAUGACUUCGGUAAUCAGCUGACCAGGGAAACAUCGCCCGGCCAAAGUAUACGAAGCGCGAGACUCGGCUACGAAGCGCAAGAAUCAGCUAUGUAAGAUAAUAGAAUUCCACUAACAUCAGAGAGUAAUCCAGAGGCAUGGCUGGUGCACGUUAUCUUGACAUACCGUAACAGCUAGGGAUGAAGAAGAAUGACUCAGUGGCUUAGCAAGGGUCAGUGACGCCCACUACCACAAAAUUUUUUUAAAAACUUUCCAGUUGACUGAAAAUGCCACCCCUUCAUAUAACGAAAAAUGUUCCACCUGUGUAGGACUGCCCCCUCCACAGCCUCUUCCUACGCAAGUGGAUGGAAUUUUUCUUGGCAGUUGUGAGUCAUCUCACAGUAGGCAAAUAAGUUGUUUAAAUGGUCUAUGAUUGGUCAGCUCUAAUUAGACAGGAGGGACUUAAUUAUUUAAAUGACACCUAAGUUAACUCUGAUUUGUGAUUAGUAAAAUGAGAGACAGUGUUAGUGAUUUUAUAUAAUUACAAGGACUUUGUUUUGCUUUAUAAGUAAUCUGUUCGUUCUGGUGUUCAGUUCUCUAUAGCCGUAUAUUUCAUUACUUACCCCCUUUUUGCCUCUUUGUAAAUCUUCGACUAUUUAUUGAAAACAAAAUCAUCACACAUUUUAACAAAAUGGACACUUUUAUUAACAGUAUUAAUAAACAUUGUCCAACAUAACCCCCAUCCCCACACACAAAAAUCUAGACGCCUUACGUCCGAAAUGGAUGCAGGACCGUGGAAGGAAAUGAGGCACCCUUGGUGAAGCCUGAAACUAAUGCCCCUAGUAUAUAGAAAAUGCCCCCCCCCCCCUCCCCCAAUAUUGACGCCCCUGGCGAGUACAACUAUACAGGGCCUAGAACAUGGGAUACCAGUACUGAAAUAUUUAAACUUGUCUAAGACCACUACUGAUUUAGAAAGAAAUAUUGGACACUUAGACAUACCGUAAUUAAAUAAAGUUAUAACAUAAAUGCAACAUUUAUUUGAAUCUAGAUACAUCCAAUUGGGACAACUAUUAUUACAUUUUUUUGAUCAAGAAGAGUUCUUCUUUAUUUACUACAAUGUUGCUGUGAAAAACAUAAGUUUUAUGAAUAUGUACUAUUUUUGGUCUCGUAAAGUUUGUUAAAUUGCUAUUGUAUUCGAACAUAAAGCUGGUACUUUACUUUCAUAAACACUUUCAAUGACUUUCCAUCAUGUACAUGGAAGUUCUUAAUUUAUUUGACUAGAAAUAAUUAAUCGCACUAAAAUAAGGGAUUACCUAAUUUUAUUAUAUCACUUUACUCUAACUUAUACUUAUAGUAAUUUAAGUAAUAUAAGUAUUAGUAGUACCGGUAAUAAUAAAAAGGCCAUAUUAUUAAUUGUUGCAGCAUGUGUCUUGACCUAAUAUUACUUCAGUCUAGACUGUUUAGAGCUAAAGCAUCAACCACUUCUUUCCUCCUUUUUUGUUUUGAUGUUGACAUCACUGAUUAAAUGUGUAAGUGUAGUGAUGUACCAAUCCCACCCAUACCUUGAUUUGGAAAAGGUUGUUUAUGUUCUAAUUUGUUCUAAAGAAUGCAAUCAGGUGAUGCAAUUUCUAGCAUUUCUUUUCUGGACAUUUCCAACUUUCUCCCUAAAAAUAAGGCGGCAGCUUUCUUUAUCCGGGAAAGAGAUUGUAUCUAUUUUUCCUAGACAUUUACGAGAUGUAUUAUACUUACAACAUUGUACUCUUUAUGUGUGUGUGUAAUUUAAUAUUUGUAUCGUUUGAGGAUUGUACUUUUUCACUUGCUGUGCUGUGAGCUACUAUAAUUUUUAUUUCUGUCUAUUUGAUCUUGUAUUAUUUGUAUAAAUUUAAUAGUAUAAUUAAAUUGAAUAUUUGUUAAUAUCACUAGCUUUGGUAUCGUUUUUAUUUGUAUACUGGUUUUCAGUCCUUUCUUAAAUUUUGUUUAAAAAAAAGAAGUAACUCAAGCAGAUUAAAUUUUACAAAGCUAUAUAACAGUACGUAAACUUAAUACUUCAACUUCGUCAUCAUCAUCAGUUUGACUACAGUUCGUUCCGGGCCCUGGCCUGCUCCACAACAUCCUGCAAUUCGGAUUGAUCAGUGGCUUUCUGCCUCCAUGCGUGGACCCCCAGCUGAUGUAAGUCCUUCUCUACACCAUCAAUCCAUCUCAGAUUUUGUUGACCCCUUGUCCAUUUGCCCCUAGGUUUCUGCCUAUAGAUCACUUUUGAUGCUUUACAAUUCGGCAUUCUCUCAAGGUGUUCAGUCCAGCGCAGUCUGCCUUUUUUAAAUUGUGACUAUCAAUGGAUCCUCGAACAAUUGAUAAAUCGUUUUUUACCAAUUCUCCAUAUACUCGACCAUAUAUUUCCUGAGGAUUUUCCUCUCCACUGCAUUGAGAAGGUUCACUGCUUUUUUAUUAAGGGACCAAGACUCACUUGCGCAAAUUACAGCUAGUCUUAUGAUAGUGGUGUAUAAUGCCGUCUUUGUUCUCCAUGAGGGUUUUUCGCUUCCUUGUACUUGUAGCUAUUGUUGGGUGAAAUAAGAACGGUUGCUUUCAGUUAUCCUUUCUCUCACCUCUGUCAUUGUUUGAUUCUGCUCAUUUAUAGCAGCUCCUAGAUAUUUAAAAGUAGCCCAUCUCUCAAAGGUGUGGUUUCUUAUUAUUAUGUUGUCAUCAGUAUGUGUGUUUCGUGACAUUACCUUAUACUUUGUCUUCACUUUAUUUAUCUCAAAUGCAUAAUAUUGAACUUUCUUACUUAGGAGCCAUACAUAAAUGAUGUCCCACUAUUUUGGAAAAAUUUGUUAACUUUCCUCACUCAACUAAAGCCUCUUAUCAAAAAAAAAAAAAAUUUGACUUCCUCGUCAAAUUGUUGCAUAGAAGCUUUCAAUACAUUUAGUACCUUAAAAGAGGUUCAAAUUUUAAAAACCCCUCCCCUUUGCCGCUAGGGCCGUGCGUAGGGGGUGAAGGGGGCAUCCGCCCCAGACGCCAACUUCAAGAGGGCUUCAUGCUUCACUUUUAUGACUGUCGUGAGCCUAUGACUAUUAGUUGGUAUGAAAAUCUUCUAUUUGUUUAGGUAUGAAAUAUAAGGUGAUGCUGACUAAUACCGAGUCAUAGAAUUUAUAUUUGACAUAAGUAGGAAUCUUACAAAAUUUAACAAGUAUUGGCGUAACUAUAAUACUGUUAGGCGGCAUUUGCAUCUUACAUGUCUAUCAUAGUAAUAGUAAUAUUAUCAAAUCAUGAAACAAAAGUUGCCAUCAACAACAUUACUAAUAAUUACUGGUAUGCAAGGUCAUUCUUUUCUUCUGUUUUGUUUUAUCGCGGUGGAAAACAUGUUGUAUUUGGGGAAUAAUGCAUUUUUAAAAAAAAUUAAUUUAAUUCUUAUUAGGCGCACUUAAGGUGACGCCUUCUGUUAGUGAAAGUUACUAAGUUAUACGGAGAAUUAUAAAUAAAUUAAGUCAGAAACCAGAUUUUACCAAAAGUUUUAGUUUGGAUGGAUAGUAUAUAAAUCCAUUAAGCUGUGGGUGCUCUUUAAUAAUUCAUCCAGAGAGAGUGAAACAAUAACUUUGGAACAGACUAUAAAGCCCUUUUUAGCACACUUUUUGCAGCCUUACAUUCACAUUGUUUUCUUUCAAAUCAUGUACAAACAUGGGAUAUUCCUUUUCGUUACCACUUGUCUCCAUGGUAAAACAUAACAUUAAUACUUAGACAUUUAUUUUCAGCAACUCAAGCAACAAAGAGAUAAGUUGAAACAGUACCAAAAGAGAAUAACUGUACAAUUGGAAAGAGACAAGGAAGUUGCCCGAGCAUUACUUAAGGAUGGAAAGAAAGAGUAAGUUUAAAGUCAUAACAAAAAGGAGCCAAGAGAUGUGGUUUUACUUGUACUUGUAUGGGUUUUUUAAGGUGACCUAUAUGAACAUUGUUCUGUACAUGUUUCACUAGAUUUAGGAAAACAGUUAUACAUGUUCAUUAAUGGUGAGGACCUUUGUUUAUUUCUUAUAAGCACUUCAGUUUUAAUCAAAUGAAACUUUUUGAGUCAUUCAAAUUGACCUCUGGGAUUGCUAGGCUAUCAAUGUGGUACAGUCUACAUAUAUUAUCAAGGUAUAUUGAGACAUUGAUCUGUAUUUGUGUAUAUACCUAUUGCGGGAAUCAUUCCUGAAUUAACACGUAGUUACAUAAUAGAGGCUUUGAGAACAUUUCAGUUGGUUGGUAGUAAAACACAAUUACAAAUACACUUAUUUUAAUUCUUAGCAUGAAAUAGAGCAGAAAUUAAUUUUAUCUUCUGGCAUUGAUUGAUUUUUUUUACAUUGAUUCUUACCUGUCCAGUAAGGCAAAGUUAAUGCUGAGGAAAAAGAAAUUUCAAGAAAGCUUAAUGGCAAAAACUGAUAUUCAACUAGACAACAUUGAGAAAUUAGUAAGUUUUUAUUUAUGCUUAUUUUUUUUAUCAAUGCCUACUUAUGCAAAUAUCUUAACUUCUUGCAAAAGAAAUAAACUCAUAACAUUUAGAUCUUCACAUUGAUUAAGAAUUAUAAUCAGUAUAUUAAAAGUUUUGUUUGACAAUUUUAAGGAACAAUUUUAAUUAUUAUUAUAUCUUCAGUGAUGACCAUUGAACUUGUGAUGAUUCACACUAUGCAAGGGAAAAAAUAACAAAUCUAUGAAAUAAAUUACCAAGUUAGAUGUUUGAUCUAUUUCAUAUGAUCAGUUACCCCCUUCUUCAUUAAAUAUUUAAUCCCUGAUUCUUUAUCUUUUGCAAAAAUGUGUGCUGUGAAACCCAUAGUUCAACAAAAAUUACUAUUUAGUCAUUCACACAAUAAUUAAUAGGUCAUUUUUUUCUUUUGUUCUGUUUUAUCAGGGAGGAAAACAUGUUGUAUUUGGAGAUUGAUGCAUUAAAAUUUGUUAUUCUAAUUUUUUAUAGUGGCACUUAAGAUGAGGCCCUAUUUUAAUAGAGGCCUAGUAAAUCAUAAGGAGAACUGCAAAUAAAUUAUGUCAUUCCAAUUUCUACAACAGGUCCAUGAUUUAGAGUAUGCUCAGGUAGAGCAUGAAGUUAUCAAAGGGUUGCAGAUUGGAAAUGCCUCCCUCAAAAAGAUGCAUGAGGUAAUAAUUCAGUGCGUCUAUUUAAUUUUAAAUUUAUACUUUAGUUAAAAGAUAUGUUUUCAAAUUGUUUUUUUAUGAUAAUGAGCUGGUUUAAUGUGACCAUCAAGUUUCAAUGAAGCAUCUCAUUUGAGACUCUGUGACUUACAAAGUUAAUUUAUAUAAAUUUUCAGUUGUGCUCAUAGGCUUCAAAUAUAGAAAUAAAUUCAAAACCAGUCAAACAUUGAAAGGAAAAGAUAAUGGUUUGGCCACGUUGAAUAACACUGGAAGUGAAUAAUAUGGAACAUUAAAAAUAAUAUGAUUUAAAAUUCUUUAUACCCUGUAACAUAUUUCUUCACGGUUUAAAACAUCUGCUAUUGCUACUUUCUCUUAAGAUUUUGUCUCUUGAAGAUAUUGAACAGAUCAUGGAAGAGACCAGCGAGGGCAUUGAGAAACAGAGAGUAAGCUAUUAAAUUUUUUUUUCCAUUUUAAAGAUAGUAAUUAUCAUUAAAAAUUUUAGAAUUGGUGAAACAAUUUUUACAUUGUUGGUUGUCAAAUGACAAUGAUCAUUUUGUUAGCUUUGACUUUGAGUAAUUUCUUAAUACUGGUAUAUCAAAAUAUUUAUUUUUGAAUAUCAUAUUGCAGGAAAUUGAUGAGCUUCUGUCUGGUGGCUUGUCAGCUCAGGAUGAAAGUGAUGUUUUAGCUGAACUUGAUGAAAUUAUGAAGGUAAAUAGUCAGCUAGGAAAGAUGUUUUAAACUGACACUAUAUUGAAUGUUGCUUUAAGCUAUCUUUUGCUUCAGUUAAAGUAGGAUGAUUGAUUCAGUUUCUUUUUUAAAUAAAUUUUUACUAUUGUUAUUUUAUUUUAAAGAUACUUAUAAGCUUAUCAAUAUAUUUAAAAUGAAAUUAGAAUUAUUUAAGAAACUCAUUUCAAGCUUAUCUGAUAAAUUAUUUGUUAAUAUGUACCAAAAUUUGACUUUGCCAAUUUUUAUCAGCAAGCGGAAGGCGCUUUUGAUGAAGAUGUUGAAUUACCUGAGGUGCCUACGGAACAGAUUGGAGGUAUGUAAAACAGAAAAAUAUUCACUCCUUACAACACUGACAAUUGUAAAAUUACUAGUUUGACAAAAUUUUUAGGCGAAACAAGCAGUAUUAUUUUGUUGGUCCAAUCUGUCUUUAGACAUUUGAGAAUGAUCUCAGAAAUGUAACACUUAACAAAAAUAUCAGUUACACAACCACUUGUUGAGGCAUAAAUUAACUAAUUAAAUUUAUCCCAAUAUCAACUACAAUGAAUUUUAUCUGCCAAUGAAAAUAUCUGUUUCAAAACAUAACCCUAAACUUUUUCAAAAUUUAAACAAAAUAAAUUAGUGUAUUUCUACGCAUACUUAUUAAACAUGUGCUCUUUAAUUCUUUUUUCUUGAUCAGAACCCACAAGACCUGUCGUAUCCAAAAAGAAUAAAACAGCUGUUCCAGCCUCUUAACAACUUUUUAAAAAAAUAGCAUUUAAAACAAGUAUUUGAUGUUUCUGAACUUUUUUUCCAUUUUCACCAUAAUUGUAAUUUGUUCAUAUUACCUAAAUUAAAUGUUCAUUGUAAAAACUAGACUUAUAAUGAGUGACAGACACAAGUUUGAUACCUUAUAAUGAAUCACAUGUUUAAUUUAUAGCCGAAGAGAAUAAAAAAAUAUUUUAAAGAGGAAACAAGGUGACGUUUGUUUCCAUUUUUCGUAAUGCUUGUUGAGAUUGUCUACGACAGGUGUAUUCAUUUUAUUAUGAUGAUUGAGUACUUUUAUAGCGCUUGUGUCCAUGCUAUUUCAGCCCACGCACAGCGCUCUGAUGUUCCAAAAUCUAUUUGAAGAAAAAAGUCUUUGAAUGGUGCUUACAUGACUUUUACCUUUUCACAUGUAUUUGUUUUCAUAUCAGUGGUUAACAAAUCUAAAUGAUCAAUAAUUAAGACAAUAUUGUCACCAAGGGAGCUCGUUGAUGGCUGAUUUCUACUCUAGAGAAUUACUUAAAGUAUCUUGCUUUUAAAUUUUUGUUAUUGUAAAAUGUUGUCUUUGUUAAAAUAAGUAUUUAUUUACAAAGUUGCUGUAGGGAAGUGAGAGGCUGGGAUUAAACAAAUAUUAAAAAUAUUAUUGUUGGGUUGUAAGACAAAAUUUAAAAUCGAACGAAAGAUAAUUGAAUGCACUAUAUGUUUCCAUACUUACUUCUGUAGUUAAAAUAAAAUAAACUACCACAAAUGACAUCCGAAUGGCAUUGAGUCUAAAGGAUCUGAAUAGAGGUGAUGUGUGUCCGGAGCCCUUAAGACUAAAUGCUAUUUGGAUGUCAUUUAUGGUAGUUUAUUUUAGUUAAACUGAAGAAGUAAUUUUACAAACUUAUAGUCCAUUCAAUUAUCUUUCAUUUGAUACCUAAUUUUGUCUUACAAACCCUACAGUAAUAAUUUUUAGUAAACCCAAAAUCUCACUUCUGAUACCCAGGUCCGAAUAGUCGCAGCCUUUUAUUUAUGUGCCGAAAAUGAAUUAUAUGAAUAUGUACAAUGUAUAAAAAAACAUGUCCAUUUAUUUGGAUCCUGAUCUUAGCUUAUCUUAUUUGCUUGGUAGCAUAUUUAAACUCUCCAUUUUGAGUUACUCUGUAUUCUACUUUGUGUGAUUUAGUGCAAGAAAGCGCAUAAGUUAGUUUGAAUUUUCAGUCUUAAUAAAACAAACUAUAUUUAGAAUAAUUUCUGUUGAUGCUUACAUGUUUUAUCAUUUGUUUUAACAUUGCAAAAGAUAGCUGGGCAUAAACUGUAAUGUGACUGCCUUUUUUUUUUAUUAUUAAAGACCACAUUAACUUAAUUUCUAUAUACUUUGAAUGCCAGCACAUCAACUAUUAACUAUUGUUGUACAAGUUUUCAGAUUAAAUAGAUUUAAUGGAAGAAUAUUCCAAAUGUUGUUCACUAAAUUGCGUUAUGCAAUGAAAUAUGCUGAGAAUGGGUAACUUCAUUUAAUUGCCUUAUUUAUUAUUUAGAAUUUUACAACCUACUUGAUUGGUUUUCUUGUCUUGAUAACAAUGUGUUACCAGGAGGAUCAUUUUUUUUUUUUAAACAAGGGAAUCACUUGCUACACUUAUAAAGAUAACAUAGGCUACGAUUGCCUAAUACAAAGUGUCCCAAAGGGGAUUUUAAACUGAAAUGUUAUAUUUGUUUUCAAUAGCUAAUUAUUAGUUGAACUUUUUUUGAUUAACUUUUUUUUUUGGUUUGAUUAUCUUUUAUUGUUUUAGAUAAAUGUUUUUCCCCAUCCCUUAUAUUCCUUUUUUUUUUUUUCAUUUUAAUUACGGUUUAAAACUUAAAUGAUUUUUCAGCUGCUUACAAUGGAGAAAUACCUUUCUCUGAAAAUAGUUCUCCAAUUGUUUACUCGGCCCCAACAUUUUUUACAAAAUUUUUAUAUAUUUUUUUUCAAUAGCUAAUUAUUUGUUGAACUUUUUUUGAUUAACUUUUUUUUUUGGUUUGAUUAUCUUUUAUUUUUUUAGAUAAAUUUUUUUCCCCAUCCCUUAUAUUCCUUUUUUUUUUUUUCAUUUUAAUUACGGUAUAAAACUUAAAUGAUUUAUCAGCUGCUUACAAUGGAGAAAUACCUUUAUCUGAAAAUAGUUCUCCAAUUGUUUACUCGGCCCCAACAUGUUUUACAAAAUGUUUCAAUCUGCAAACUUGUCACCAUUACUUUUGUAUAACUCAUCAGUGAGGCUGUUGUUAAUAAUAAAUGUAUGCAUUCUUG
Lymnaea stagnalis (great pond snail) is the source of this 11380-nucleotide messenger RNA. Lineage: Eukaryota; Metazoa; Mollusca; Gastropoda; Lymnaeidae. The record is from the annotation of a GenBank genome assembly.